ACGCAUCGGCGGGAGCAGCAAUGUCUGACGAGAACAGAAGAUUGGUCGAGGCCGGACGCGUCUGCUUGGUGAACUACGGUCCUCUUGUCGGGAAGCUUGUCGUGAUCGUCACCAUUGUUGACGGCAAGGUUGCCCUCGUCGAUGGACCGUCUGCCACCAACCCUGUCAAGAGACAGCUGAUGCCUUUGAAGCGCCUUUCCAUCACUCCCAUCAAGUGCAGCAUCCCCGCUGGUGCUCGUGUCAAGACCUUGGAGAAGGCCUACAAGGACGCUGAAGUCGAGAAGAAGUGGGCGGAGAGUAGCUGGGCUAAGACUAUCGCGCGCAAGGCUGCCAAGGCCAAGUUGUCCGACUUCGAUCGCUUCAAGGUUAUGGUUGCUCGCAAAACUCGUGCUCGCGUUGUGAAUAAGGCUAUCAAGGCCAUGAAGAAGUAAAUCGUGCCUCAGAAUAAACAAGGAAACAAAGCUGUUCACGCGAAUGACGUGGGUGUGAACAGUGAAAGUUUCACACGCUUGUUCGAUCGUUAGGCAUUUGUGCGUGAAGGAUAGAAAAGAUGGAAAGUUUGGUUGCAGCGCUGAAAGGAUGUCAUGAAAUGAAACAAGCAGCGCAUG
Molecule: messenger RNA, 608 nt
Organism: Guillardia theta CCMP2712
Lineage: Eukaryota; Cryptophyceae; Pyrenomonadales; Geminigeraceae
Gene: RPL14e
Product: large subunit ribosomal protein L14e, cytoplasmic
Exons: 4
Coding region: 21-431 (136 amino acids)
Biological process (GO): translation; ribosomal large subunit biogenesis
Cellular component (GO): cytosolic large ribosomal subunit; ribosome
Molecular function (GO): RNA binding; structural constituent of ribosome
Source: RefSeq, a predicted model, not a curated record